This is a messenger RNA of Mustela lutreola (European mink), 5028 nucleotides long. It is a transcript of the gene FBF1, whose product is annotated as Fas binding factor 1. Gene Ontology annotation, biological process: establishment of epithelial cell polarity; cilium assembly. The transcript has 31 exons. NCBI's taxonomy places the organism in Eukaryota, Metazoa, Chordata, Mammalia, Carnivora, Mustelidae. Gene Ontology annotation, cellular component: centriole; ciliary transition fiber; ciliary basal body. The coding region runs from base 385 to 3870 and encodes 1161 amino acids. The record is from RefSeq and is a predicted model, not a curated record.
CCUCCGGACCUAGAGGGUGACCCGGAAGGAUUUUUAAAUGCCGGGCACGGACCUGGCUGAGCAGAGGCGAUGACGCGAUGGUACCCGGUGGCACUUUUGGCCUUCGCAAACUUCUGAGCGACCCCCCCCGCUCUGAGAGGCUGGGUCGGAAUCCCUAGGAGGUGGCAGAAGCUCUCAGAUGUGGUGUGAGACAAAAACUGUAGAGUUGUAGGACCUGCAACACCCGACAAACAGAGAUGACCCCCUCUGACUCCUUUCUUCCGAGGCAUGGGAAGGUCGGUCUUGGUGAUGCUCAGGUCGGGGAGAAUGAGCCUGAUGUGAGCAGAAUUCCGAUGAGCUGGACAGCGCCGUGAACAAGCUACAAGCAGCUCCCAGAGCCUUGAGAUGGCACCAAAAACCAAGAAGGGGUUGAAAGGCUCCAUUGAUGAUGUCCUUGGUGACCUUUUAGGGGACGAGAUGACCCUACCUGAGGAGCCUGUUAAAUUAGCUUCACGUGCCCGAGACGCCACAGGGGUGGGCCAGACGCUCCCUUCUUCCAGGGCUAGAACGAAGUCCCUCCUGGAGGACUACGCCUUCAGCACCACGGCAGGCCUCACAGGACCUGACGCUGAGGUGUCCGACGUCUCAGAGGCGGACCCACAGACUUUGCUCCAGACGAUGAAGGACCUGGACGACAUGGAUGCCGAUCUCUUAGGUCUGAAGAAGUCUAACCUGGCCUCUAGCAAAAAAGCUGCAAAGGGUCCUGGGAAAGAAGAGCUGCCCAGUCAGCCCAAACCUGCCAGCAUAGUGACAGCCAGUGAGAAAGGAGAUGCUGUUCCCGCCAAGAAGCCCCCUCCCUCUACCAGCAGCUUUGGGCAUCAGUACAGAAAGUUUUCCUUCGAAGACUUGGAAGACCCAUUGGCAGGACUGCUCUCUGACGAUGAGGAAGGAAUCACCAAGAAGUCCCCUGAGACCGAGAGUAAAAUGACUUCCGAAAAGAGCCCAGCCCCAGUCAGAGAUCAAGGUCCAUCUAUCCCGCUCACUCCUGGGGACACCCCGAUCCGAAAGAAAGAAGAAGUGCUGUUUGAUGAAGAAGAUGAUGUUGUGGCUACCCUGGGGUUUGGAGACAGCCCCAUAGCAGAGAGGAGGCGGACGGGCGACCAGGAAGCGCCCCGUCCUGCUCGCUCCAGGCUGGAUGAGCUGCUGGGUCGGGGCACUGCCACCAAACUCCUGGCCCGUCCGGGCACUGGGGAGCACAGGGAAUUCAAGCUGGACAAGAAGUACCAGAGGCCCCAGGACAAGGAAGAUUCCUGGGGCGAUGAGGACUUCACCUUUGGGGCCUAUCAGCCCACCGUGGGCUCCGGCGAGGGCCGCCAGUCCCGCCGGCAGUCGGUCAGUAGGUUCUUAGCAGAAGGUGGUGCAGACACCAAGGGGGAACCAGGCUCCAUGCAGAGCGUGCCAGCGGCCUCCAGCCCCACGCACCCCAGGAAGGGAGGAGCCGACUGGUUGGGCCUCAAGGAUGCCGACCUGCUCCCCUCCUCUCCCGUCAGAGAGCCUCAGAGGGGAGGCUCCGCACUCUCCACUCCUUCCAUGCCCCCUUCCAAGAGCCAGCACUCGGCCCCAAGCCGGCACUCUGCCCCAGCUGGACUGCCCUCCUCCUCUGUGGGGCCAAAGCCACCCACGGAGGGUGCGGGUUUCCCUGCCAAAGCCAGCCAGGCUUCCCAGCUGGGAGCGUCUGAGGAGAGGGAGGAAGAGGAUUGGCUGAGCCACGCCUUGUCCCGGAAGAAGUCGCAAGGUCUGGCCAGGGAGGAGCACACGGAGGCCUCCAGAGGCCAGAAGAACCUGGUGGGGGCAGUAGGAAGUCCCCCUUCCAGCAGCCAACCUGUUCCCAGCACUCAGGUGUUUGAGCAAGCAGCCGCUGGAGGGCCCUUGGGAACAGCGGCACAGAAGCUACCAACAAGGCCUGCCGCCUCCAGGUCCCCUGUGACGUGGAACCAGACUGCCUUGACCCUACCUGGAGGUGACCCAGAGAGGGGGACAGCUCUCGGAGACCUCUGCAGCACUGAGCCCGCAGCUUGUGUCCCCAGCUCCGAGGAACACCCAGGGCCCCCUGUGCCCAUCCAGCCCCUGCUCCCCGAGUCCCUGGCGCGGAGCCUGUUGCCGGGCUCAGAAUAUCAGAGGCAGCUCCUGGCCGCACAGGUGCAGCUGCGGGGCAGCACCGCCGAGCUCCAGGCCGACCUUCUGCAGAGCCAGGCCCGGCUGGCGGAGCUAGAAGCCCAGGUGCGGAAGCUGGAGCUGGAGCGGGCCCAGCAGCGGCUGUUGCUGGAGAGCCUGCAGCAGCAGCACCAGGCCGACCUGGAGCUCAUCGAGAAUGCUCACAGAAGCCGUGUGAAGGUGCUAGAAACUUCGUACCAGCAACGGGAUGAGCGGCUGCGGCGGGAGCAAGAGGAGCUGUCGGCCCGCUAUCUGUCACAGUGCCAAGAAGCCGAGCAGGCCCGCGCGGAGCUCACAGCCCAGCACCAGCGGCGCUUGGCGGCUGCCAUGCAAGAGAAGGACCAGGAGAUGGAGCGGCUCCGGGAGCUGCAGCGGGCCUCCAUCCUGGAGAUGCGCCGUGACCACGAGGAGCAGCUGCAGCGGCUGAAGCUGCUGAAGGACCGAGAGAUCGACGCGGUCACCAGCGCCACCUCCCACACACGGUCCCUGAACGGCAUCAUCGAGCAGAUGGAGAAGUUCUCCAGCAGCCUGCACGAGCUGUCCUCCCGCGUGGAGGCCUCGCACCUCACCACCGCCCAGGAGCGGGAGCUGGGGCUCCGGCAGCGGGACCAGCAGCUCCGAGCGCUGCAGGAGAGGCUGGGCCAGCAGCAGCGGGACAUGGAAGAGGAGAGGAGCCGGCUCCAGGAGAUCAUCGGGAAGAUGGAGGCGCGCCUGAAUGAGCAGAGCCGGCUGCUGGAGCAGGAGCGAUGGCGGGUGAAUGCAGAGCAGUCCCGGGCGGAGUCCAUGCAGCGUGCUCUAGAAGAACAGAGGAAGGUCAUGGUCCAGCAGAUCUCCAUGGAGCGGGAGGAGCUGGAGAAAGCCAAGAGCGCCUUGCUGGAGGAGCAGAAGUCCGUCAUGCACAAGUGUGGGGAGGAGCGGCGGCGCCUCGCGGCCGAGUGGGCCGAGUUCUAUGCCCAGCAGAAGCUGAGUAAGGAGCGGGCCGAGCGUGAGGCGGAGAGGGCGCUGCAGGCAGACGCGCAGCGGGAGGGCACCCUCGUCACCCUGGCCAAGGAGCAAGCCGAGCUAAAGAUCAGGGCCAGUGAGCUCCGCGCCAAGGAAGAUCAGCUGGCGGCCGAGAGGGAGGCUGUGGAGCGGGAGCGCCAGGAGCUGAGGCUGGAGAAGGAGAGGAUCAGUGCCGCCGCCCUGCGCACCAGGCUCCACGCCGAGGAAGUGGAGAGCAUGAGCCAGGUGGCUUCGGAGAAGCUGGAGGAGGGGCAGCGGGCGCUGCGCGAGGCCCGGCAGGUGCAGCAGGAGCAACAGGCUCGGCUGCAGCUCGUCCAGGAGCAGCACGAGCGGCUGUGGCAGCAGGAGCAGCGCGUGCACCAGGAGCAUCUGAGUCUGGCCCAGCAGAGGCUGCGGCUGGACCAUGUCCGACAGGACCUGCCCUCCAGCCCCUCGAUGCUGCUCCCCAGGACCCAGGGCCCGGCAGCCUCCUGCCUGAGUGCCUUUGUGGCUCCUGCUCCCACCACGUCCCAGUGCGGCCGACCCCCCACCAGCCUGGGCCCCUCGCACCUCCACGCCAAGUUGGUGCUGCUGAGGCACACAGCUGAGCAGGACCGUGACUUCUUGGAGAAUGAGCAGUUCUUCCUGGAGACCCUGAAGAAAGCCUCCUACAAUAUGACAUCCCAUUCAGCCUGAAGGGCACCGCUGGCUGCUCGGCGGAGGCCUCCAACCCCGGAAAGCUCUCCCCCAACAGCUGCCCUGGCUGCCGACUCUGAGGAGGGAGCGCCCACAGCCUGAUUACAGCUUCUUCUGGGGACAGGGUGCGAGCACAUCCAGCCUCUAGGGCCUGAGGACCAGUGGCCUCUGGGGAGACGUGAUGCCAAGGGUGCCCCAUGACCCAGGCAGCCACAGCCUCGGUUCUCCUCCCCCGGGCCUCCAGCUCAGAUCCAAGGGCUCACUGGGCUCCGUGGGCCACACCCCCCCCCCCCAUCCUCAGCAGGCAGGUGGCUGGGAGAUGUUUUCUCCUGGGCCUCUUCUGAGGCAGGGGAGUGUUUUUGAGAGACACCACGGGUAGGCUCUUGGCCUCCCUGUCUGAGCGGUCAGCUGAGACAGCACGGACUUGCCUCCCUAACUGGGACAUAGAGUCAGAGCACAUGUUUUGAGGCGCCUUCUAUCCUCCUGACCGAGGAGGCGAGUGGGGUCACAGAGGAGGCAGGGAGGGCACGUUCCCAGCCAGGUGUUACCUCGCAGCCUUGUGCUCUCAGGUUGGCUGGCAGAAAGUCCCCGCUUCCUUCCAAGCUGCCCGACUCACUGACCAGCCCUCACAAACUCUGGCCUGUCAUUUCUUGUAACGAGGGCUUCCCAGAGGCAGGGCUGGGCGUGACAGUGGGGUAGGUGAGGGACCAGUAGAGAGGCCUCUCUCCUGUCCACCUGCUACGAAGCCAGAGCAGCUGGGGCCAAAGACAAGGGAGCCCCUGCUGCAGCUGGGGUGGGGGGUGGAGAGCCCCGAGGACCCCCAUGGGGCCUUACCCAGACUGCUGCCCCUUGGGAGGGCGCCUCUGCCCUUCUCCCUGCGGGGGUGCCGGGAGAGGGGCGGCGGCUUGGCAACUGUCUCAACAAACUCGAGGAUGGAUGGAUUCCACUAACAGAACCACGGUCACUCCUGAAGCGGCUUCCCUCGGCCAGCGACUGGUUACCUUCCCCUGGAGGACAAAGGGCAGAGCAGGACGAGGCUGAGGGGUACCAGCAGGCUGCGUUUGUCUCUCUGCUCCUUCAGAACCGCUUUCAGAAGGAUCUUCAUUUACCAGCAAUUUCCAGCCUUCGUCUUGGACCCAUUAAAUUGGUGUAUUCUUA